GGAUAUAUAUGUUGGCAACUACUUUCAUUGAUGAAGGGAAGGGUGUAUAAUGAGUUAGGCUUAAUUGCAUUGAACAUUUCUCCAAUUAUGUUCUAUAUAUUCCAGAAUAAGUGUAUUCCAAUCCAAGCACUAUGAAUUAUCAAACAUUGUUUGCAGGGUUGUUGUUGAUGCUACCGCCAGAUCUCUUAGCCUCGGAGUGGGGCCAAAGCACUUGCGGCAGCAACGGCAAUUACAGCAGCAACAGCGCAUACAGCUCCAACCUCAACACUACUCUCUCUUCUCUCUCCACAAAUAUCGACAACUAUGGCUUCCACAACGCCUCGACCGGGCAGGGCCCCGGCCGAGCCAACGCCAUCGCGCUGUGCAGAGCCGACAUUCAACCCAGCGCCUGCCGCGACUGCGUCGAGAGAGCCUGCGCCGAUCUAGCCGACGCGUGCCCGGUUCAGAAGGAGGGACUCCUCCUGGAUGUGCUCUGCACGAUACGAUACUCGAACGAUACCAUCUACGGUAGCCUGGAGAGUCUCGACGGAUACAACUCGUGGUAUUAUGUGGAGAACGUGACGAGUCCGAAGGAGUUUAGGGAGGAUCUGAGGGGGCUGCUCGGUGAUCUCCGGAGACGAGCGGCUGCGGGGUCGUCUAGGGUGAAGGUGGCGGCGGGGAAUGUAAGUGGACCCGAUUAUCAAAUGAUUUAUGGGUUGGUUCAGUGCAGUCCGGAUUUGUCAUCGGAGGAUUGUACGAGUUGUUUGAUCGGUGCGAUUUCGUAUAUACCGCAAUGCUGUGAGGGGAGUAUUGGGGGUUCAGUCCUCGUGCCAAGUUGCAAUCUUCGUUUCGAGACCACUCUGUUUUUCAAUCAAACUAGACUUCACGAGCUUGAGUUUGUCCCUCCACAGUCAUCGCCGCCGGGAAAGAAAGAUGAUAGCACAACUGAAAGUAUUGCAGGAAAGAAAGAUAACAGCACAACUCAAACUAUUGUGAUAAUUGUGGUUGCAACUGUUGUUCUCUUAAUUGUGAUCGUAUCAGCUAUCUUCUUUCUAAGAAAGAGAAAGAAACAAAAACCAACGGAAAUUCCUCAACCUGCCGACGAUAUUAGCAUAGUCGAAUCCCUACACUAUGAUUUCAGUACAAUCAAAGCUGCAACAAAUGAUUUCUCUGAUCAUAACCAAUUGGGCCAAGGUGGAUUUGGGACUGUUUACAAGGGGGCACUUCCAAAUGGUCAAGAAAUUGCAGUGAAAAGAUUGUCGAGAUAUUCUGGGCAGGGCGAUAUAGAAUUCAAAAAUGAGGUUCUCUUAUUGGCUAAACUUCAACACAGGAAUUUGGUUAGACUAUUAGGUUUCUCCUUAGAAGGAAUGGAGAAGCUGCUGGUGUAUGAAUUUGUUCAAAAUGCAAGCUUGGAUAGCUUCAUAUUUGACCCAGUCAAGCAUUCAGAUUUGGAUUGGGAUAGACGUUACAAGAUCAUAGGAGGUAUUGCAAGGGGAAUCCUCUACUUGCACGAAGAUUCUUGUCUCAGAAUCAUUCACCGUGAUUUAAAAGCCAGUAAUAUACUUCUAGACAAAGAGAUGAGUCCCAAAAUUGCCGACUUUGGUAUGGCAAGAUUAUUGGGACUAGAUGAAACACACGGAAAUACAAGUCGAGUUGUGGGGACAUACGGAUAUAUGCCACCAGAAUACCUAAAACACGGCCAAUUCUCAAUCAAGUCCGACGUCUACAGUUUUGGAGUACUAGUCCUUGAAAUCAUCAGCGCCAAGAAAAAUAACGGUUUCCAACAUGGGGAUGACAGCGUAGGGGACCUCUUGAGCUUCGCAUGGGACAGUUGGAAAGAAGGAAGAGGAGGAGAUGUGGUGGAUCCAUUUUUGAGGAGUGAAUCGCGGUCAAUGGCUGAGAUGUUGAAAUGUAUCCAUAUUGGUUUGUUGUGUGUUCAAGAAAAUGCGGCAGAUCGACCAACUAUGGCCUCUGUGGUGCUUAUGCUGAGUAGCUUCUCCGUAACCUUAAACUUGCCUUCGAAGCCAGCGUUUUACGCUUUGGAUGCAUCACUUAUUCACAACUUCGACUCCCUAAAUUCUUACUGCAAGACUUCUUCUCAACAGUCUCGUCGUUCCUCGCAAAAUGAUGCAUCCAUUACUGACUUGCAUCCGCGCUGAUUCCCCUGAACAAGUUUGUUUUUAUUCUAUUUUUCUUCUGUGCCAAUUGAAAUGUUACAGUCACAUCGAAUCCCCCACUUCGGGUUGCUAAAUUGCAAAAAACAACUUAUGAAAGUUUUUGGAUAA
This is a messenger RNA of Salvia splendens (bonfire salvia), 2264 nucleotides long. RefSeq names its product putative receptor-like protein kinase At4g00960. Gene Ontology annotation, molecular function: ATP binding; protein serine/threonine kinase activity. Gene Ontology annotation, cellular component: plasma membrane. The record is from RefSeq and is a predicted model, not a curated record. NCBI's taxonomy places the organism in Eukaryota, Viridiplantae, Streptophyta, Magnoliopsida, Lamiales, Lamiaceae. The coding region runs from base 132 to 2138 and encodes 668 amino acids. Gene Ontology annotation, biological process: protein phosphorylation. The transcript is spliced from 7 exons.